Messenger RNA from Amaranthus tricolor (Joseph's coat), 801 nucleotides. Its product is annotated as glycine-rich cell wall structural protein 1.8-like. Lineage: Eukaryota; Viridiplantae; Streptophyta; Magnoliopsida; Caryophyllales; Amaranthaceae. The coding region runs from base 40 to 639 and encodes 199 amino acids. The record is from RefSeq and is a predicted model, not a curated record. The transcript has a single exon.
CUUCAAAUUAAAAUUCUCAAACUUUGUUAAGAAAAAAAAAUGUCAAAUCGUCAAAGAGGAACCACUAACCAAGGUGGUGGAUUGGGUGCUCCAGGAACCACAGGAGCAGCCGGAGCCCGUGACCCAUUAGGUGCACCGGGCUCCACUGGAGCAUCCAGAACCAUGCCUGGUGCAACUGGGUACGACCCAACAGAGUAUGGAACCGAAGGUACUGGUGGACAAGCUCAAUUACACCGCCCAGAGACUGGUGUUGAUACGGAUGUUGACCCAACAACUUACACUUAUGGGACAGCUGCCAGCAUGGGCAGCACAGGUACUGGGUACCAUUCUGGUGUCCAUGUACCUCUCACUACUGGCGGCGUGACGGGUACAUAUGGGACAUCUGCCACCAUGGGUAGCACAGGUGUCCAUGUACCCCUCACUACUGGUGUUGGUCAUGACAUGGGCCAGGGUGAUAGGGCCCAUGGAUAUGGAGGAGAAAGAGGAGGACAUGACAUUGGGGCUGGUGUUGGUUAUGACACGGGAGACUUGUUGAGCGGAGAUGUUGGUGGUGGAAAAUAUGAUAGGGGGAGACAUGGUGGAUAUGACACUGGAGGAGCAAGGCAAAGAAAUAUCGAUGAAGAGCAUCGCCGAGGAUAAUUAAUUGUUGAGCAUCAGUUUAUGAUAUCAUAGUUGAUUUUCUUGCUUUUCUUUCUUUCUUUCUUUGUUACUUCUAUAUGAUAAGAAUAAGAGAGUGAUGUGCAAAAGUCUCUUUGUUUUUGAUGUACAAGACUAUAUGCAUGAUGGUUAAGUGAUUUACUA